UUCCUGAGGCUGCACACUUGCCAUGAUAAGCUCUUGGCUUCUGUUCAGUGUCAUUGCUCUGAAAGCAAGUUUGAUUUUGAGACUGUGUUAAAUGAAAUAUAUUCAGUCUUCUAUUUCAAAAUGUACCUACUCACUUAAAAAUACAUAUAUGUAUUUGUCAUUGCACGCACUGUUAAAUUGCAAACCAUGAGCCACCUGUGCCCGUGCCCAUUAAUCUGUGUCUAAAGGAAGUGAAAUAAAAGGAGUGCUCAAAGCUGGGGAAGGUGUGUGUAUGCUCUCACCUUGUAAACCAACACAAGUUAAGUUAAAAUUACUGAAUUACUUAUUUUCCAAAAUGCAGCAUCUUCAUCCAAGAAAUCUCUUUGGGGUGUCAGAUACAAAUGUCACUGGCCUUGGAAUAAAACGAUGGACCCAAAUGGGAGCCAUGUAGAGCACUGUUUAUUCAUUGCAGUAACGUGGUGAAUUCUUAUUUGAUUGACCCAGUUUAUUUAUUAGUUCAAAGGAAGAUGAGUUGGCUCAAGGCCUGCAUACUCCAAGCAAACACAGAUUUCACUGUUCCUUAGUAUUUUCAUAACUUAAAAUGUUACUGAAGCAAUUACUAAUUCUUCUAAUUUAUGCCUCCAAAAGUUUUUAAAUCUGUGUAUUUGACUGUUCCAAUACUGCCAAUUUAUUCAAUUUGCUGUAAUAUUUAUCAUACUUCAUUUAAGGAUAGUAAUGGCAUUAAUUUAUUAUAUAAGGCUACAGAGAGGUUUUCUUGCCAUUACUGUUCAAUUUGGGUUUAUUUCCAAAAUCUAAUCUUGCCAUUACACAGGGGCAUCUCUGGUAAAUGGAGGAGAGCAUAACCAAUUUAUAAUGGACACUGUUUAUUGACUUUUUAAAAGUAUAAAAGCCCACAUACACGUAUUUAUACAUAGAAGUGCUUUUUAACUUCUAGAAAAAGAAGGGAGGAGAAAUUGUUUUGGAGAGCAAUAAUGAUGAUAUUGCAAUAAUGAUAAUAUUUCACAAUGCUGCACCCUAAAACAACACUACUAUCACCAGCUCUUUUAGCUUUGUGCUGGAAAGCAUUUGGUUCAGUGAUAUAUUUAUUUUUUUCCCUAGGAAAGUGAGGGAAAAGUGCAGGUUUUGCAUUCCUGGCCAGGAGAUGCACUGAAGCCCCAGCUGAGCCCAGUGCUUGGUGUACGUGGCCCACGCAGAGCUGAGCCUGGAGUGUCCAAGGUUUUCUUACACUCCCAGGACUGAUGUGAUUGUGUAAAUCUGAUAUUAAUCUGUUGGAGGAGGAGUUCUGCAGUCGAAGCCCUGCUGCCUGUUCCAUGUGUGUAAAGAUUCCAUGUCUGAGUCCCUGUCCCGCAGAGCCGACUGCCCGCGCUGCCUCGCGCUCUUCCCUGAAUUCAUUUCUGGCCUUUCCUGGGGCAAGUCCUGGCAUCCAGCCCCCAGCCCUGCAGCUCCUGUGCUCCAGGGGUCCCUGGGCACGCUUCUGCUUCUCUCUGGAGGUAUCAAUGAUGGAUGGAAACCAAUCCUCUUUACCAAGCCAAACAUCCCAAAUAGCAACGGGCUGUCUCAACUCAAAGUGGCUGCAAAUCAGCUCCUAAAUAUUGUCACUGAAAUGAAUAUCUAGAUUUGAUAGUUCUUGCCAAUCCUAUAAAUGUUUUUGAAAGAAGCAUUGACUUAAUGCAUGAUAUAGAAAGGAGAAAUUUGCCUUUAAAUUGGAAUGCAAAGUGACUGAAUUCUCCAAUUUCAGCCACUGUAUUUGCCAAAGAACAAGCUGGAAAAUGGAACUGGUAUCAUUCAGCUGUUCCUGGUUCACUGGGAGGCUCAGGGAAGGCAGAGUAGUUUAUUGAUAAACUAAUGACCUCUGAAUUGGACAGUCUGAAGUGGUGUAAGUUUGCUUUUACAUUCAUUUAGCACAGGAAAGCUGUAGGAAGCAGUAAUGGUUUAAAAACUCUUUAUUAUCGGUCAUUGAUACUCCCAGUAAUUCCCAGUAUAGGCGAGUUGGCUGAGUUUUACUGUUAAUUAAAUGUGUGUAUCAUGGCUGAACGUGCUUCAUUCUGAUACUUUUAAAUAACUAAAACUGUAUCGACUAGUCCAGCAGUCUCUAAAUCUUUUAAUUAGACUUGAGAGACUACUGUAUUAUUUUGGAUUUUAAAAAAAUCCCGAGCAGCAAAAGGAAAACAUCAUGUUCCUCUUAGUAAUAGAGAUUACCUGUAUGACAGCAGUAAGUAGCUGAACAAACAUAUUGUAUUAUUAUGUAUAUAUUUAAUGCACAAUUUGUUUCCAAAAUUAGGUUAUUUCAGUGCUUCUGGUUUAUCAGGUGUGGGUGGCAGUGCAGAAAUACAGAAAACAGGGUCUCCCCACAGAAAGCUAAAAUCUGACUAUAAAAUUCAGCUAUUCCUCAGUGAGGUGCAGCUGAUUGAAAUAAAUACAUAUGUUUGAGUGGCCUGCUUCCUCUGGGAUAUUUAACUUACGUAUUCCAUUGACUUGUCCAUUAAAAUUCUUCAAUGGUGUUCUCCAGAAAUCUUCAGGGGUUUGGUGUAAUAAUUUUCAUGUUUCUAAACCAAAUUGAGCUCUGGGACCUCUGCAGAAAUUGUAGUUACAGCGUUGGAAAUCUCCUGUUUUAUGUGAAUUUUUCAGAGGUCUGUCCCAAGCCAUCUCUGUGGAAGGGGCCAAUAAAGUCUGAGAGAAAUUGGUCCCAGUGACUGAAGAAGUCAAAUUACAGAAAUUCCCAGUCCUUGGGCCAGCGUGUCUCCAACACAGAUAUUUCAUCCCUGUUUUGAACCUUCAAAAUCAACAGCUCGCUCAUAGUGACUGAUACCAGUUCCAUUUUGCCUACCAACUCAGUUGAUUUUAUAUUUUAUUUCUCAUUUAUGAUGGAAUAAUCAGCAGCUCUUUUUCUCAUUUAUUUUCUCAUAUUUUUAUUCCAGGAUUUGCCUCUGAAGCAGGGAGUGUCUGCAUUAAAAAUGACCUGUAGUUCUCUGCUUCAUAGAUGCUUCUUCAGCUCCCUCCUCUUCCUCCAUGGGCGGUGCUUGCAGCUCCUUUACCACCUCUUCCAGCCCUACCAUUUACUCUACCUCAGUCACCGACAGCAAGGCUAUGCAAGUGGAGAGCUGCUCCGCGGCCGUGGGGGUAAGUACCCGAGGGGUAAGUGAGCAGCAGAUAACCAGUAACACAGCCCAGCAGCAGCCGGCCACGCCGAAGCGCCACACUGUCCUGUACAUCUCGCCACCACCCGAGGACUUGCUGGACAACAGCCGGAUGUCCUGCCAGGAUGAGGGCUGUGGAUUGGAGUCAGAACAGAGCUGCAGUAUGUGGAUGGAGGAUUCACCCUCCAACUUCAGUAACAUGAGUACCAGUUCCUACAAUGAUAACACUGAGGUGCCACGUAAAUCGCGCAAGCGCAACCCAAAGCAGAGGCCAGGGAUCAAACGCCGAGAUUGCGAAGAGUCCAACAUGGAUAUCUUUGAUGCCGACAGUGCCAAAGCGCCUCACUAUGUCCUUUCUCAGCUCAGCACGGACAGCAAAAGCAACUCAAAAGCAGGAAAUGGAGCAUCAGAGAACCAGAAGGGAGCUGGAGGGAAGAAGACCCCAAUGUUGUGUGGUCAGUACCCGACUAAGAGUGAGGGGAAGGAGCUGAAGAUCAUGGUGCAGCCGGAGAGCCAGCACAGGGCUCGGUACCUGACCGAGGGCAGCCGCGGCUCCGUCAAGGACCGGACGCAGCAGGGCUUUCCCACCGUGAAGCUGGAAGGCCACAACGAGCCCGUGGUGCUGCAGGUGUUCGUGGGCAACGACUCCGGGCGCGUGAAGCCGCACGGGUUCUACCAGGCCUGCAGGGUCACGGGCAGGAACACCACGCCCUGCAAGGAGGUGGACAUCGAGGGCACCACUGUCAUCGAGGUGGGGCUGGACCCAAGCAACAACAUGACACUGGCGGUUGAUUGUGUGGGAAUCCUGAAGCUGAGGAAUGCUGAUGUGGAAGCCAGGAUAGGGAUUGCGGGCUCCAAGAAGAAAAGCACCCGCGCUCGGCUCGUCUUUCGCGUCAACAUCACGCGCAAGGACGGCUCCACCCUGACCCUGCAGACACCUUCUUCCCCAAUUCUGUGCACUCAGCCAGCAGGAGUCCCAGAGAUCCUAAAGAAAAGUCUCCACAGCUGUUCAGUGAAGGGUGAAGAGGAAGUUUUUCUGAUUGGCAAGAACUUCCUAAAGGGAACAAAAGUGAUUUUCCAAGAGAAUGUUUCUGAUGAGAAUUCUUGGAAGGCAGAAGCUGAAAUUGACAUGGAAUUAUUUCAUCAGAAUCACCUUAUUGUGAAGGUGCCACCAUAUCACGACCAGCAAAUCACUUCAGCUGUCUCAGUGGGAAUUUACGUGGUGACCAACGCUGGCAGAUCUCACGACGUGCAGCCCUUCACCUACACUCCAGAGCCAGCUGGGACUCUGAAUGUUAAUGUGAAGAAGGAAAUCUCCAGCCCAGCCCAACAUUGUUCUUUUGAAGAGGCUAUAAAAGCAGUGAAGGCCACGGGCUGUAACCUGGAGAAGGUGAACAUUCUUCCUAGUGCCUUGAUAACUCCACUCAUGCCAAGCAGUAUGAUCAAGAACGAAGAUGUGGCUCCAAUGGAAGCUUCAAAUGUGGUUGGACCAACUCAGCAAACAUUGGAAAACAGCAUGUCUGGCAUAUCAACUUCUGCUUCCCAUUUACCUUCUGAAAGUGAAAACCAGCAGCAAAUCCAGCCCAAGGUGUACAACCCAGAGACCCUGAGCACGAUCCAGACGCAGGACAUUUCCCAGCCCGGCAGCUUCUCCGCAGUGUCCGCCCCGGGCCAGCUGCAGAACAGCGAUGCCCUGCUGCAGCAGGCUGCGCAGUUCCAGACGAGGGAUUCGCAGCCCAGGGAGGUGCUGCAGUCGGAUGGCACGGUGGUGACUCUGUCACAGCUGACCGAUGCCUCGCAGCAGCAGCAGCCGACGCUCUCGGAGCCGGCCCAGGCCCUGCAGCAGCAGAUUUCCUCGAGCAUCUUCUCGUCGGCCAGCGGCGUGAGUCAGCUCCAGAACACCAUCCAGCAGCUCCAGGCUGGGAACUUCCCCACCAACACCGCCACGGGCAGCAACAGGAACGUUGACUUGGUGCAGCAGGUUCUGGAAGCUCAGCAGCAGUUAUCUUCCGUUUUGUUUUCGGGCUCAGACAGCAGCGAGGAUGUCCAAGAUCAGCUGAACGCGGAUAUCUUUCAGCAGGUCAGCCAGAUACAGAGCAGCGUGAACCCCGGGAUGUUCUCCUCCUCAGACACAGCUGUGCAUUCCAGAGGGGAGAACCUUUUGCCCGGACGAGCUGAGAGCGUUCACUCCCAGCCUGAAGGUGCCCUGUCCAGCCAGCAGCAGCAGCAGCAGCAGGCCAUGGAGACGUCGGCGGCCAUGGUGAUGGGCAUGCAGCAGAACAUGUGCCAGGCGGCCACGCAGAUGCAGUCGGAUCUGUUCUCCUCCAGCACGGCGGGGAACGGAGCCCUGCAGCAGUCCCCGGUGUACCAGCAGGCCUCUCACAUGAUGGGUGGCUUGUCCAGCAGUGAGGACAUGCAGAUGCAGUGUGAGCUGUUCUCCUCGUCCCCGGGGGUGUCCGGCGGCGAGGCGGCCGCCCCCGCGCAGCAGCCGGUGUCCAACAGCGGCGCUGCCAUGUUCCAGCCGGCCAGCUCUGCAGAGGGGGAGGAGGCCUCGGGCCAGAGCAAACAGAUGCAGAGCUCUGUGUUUCAGACCAUGGUUCAGAUGCAGCACAGCGGGGAAAGUCAGUCCCAGGUUAAUCUCUUCUCAUCUACCAAGACCAUGAUGAGUGUCCAGGCCAGUGGGACUCAGCAGCAGGGCGGGGGUCUGUUCCAGCAAGGUGGAGAAAUGAUGUCGAUUCAGUCGGGAAGUUUCAUCCAACAGUCUCCACACUCACAAGCUCAGCUUUUCCACUCUCAGAACCCUAUUGGUGACACUCAGAAUAUAUCCCAGGAAACACAAGGAUCCCUUUUUCAUAGCUCAAAUUCCAUUGUCCACAACCAGACCAACACUAAUUCCUCUGACCAACUGCAGCCCCCGAUGUUCCACUCACAGAAUGCCAUGGGUGUCUUGCAGAGCUCCUCGGUGCCUCAAGACCAGCAGUCUGCCAACAUGUUCCUUUCCCAGAGUUCCAUGAGCAACCCUGCUACUCAGGAAGAGCAGAUGUCAUUCUUUACAAGCCCAAAUCCCAUUUCUCCUCUUCAGACAGCAACAAACACUGAACAGCAGACUUCUUUCCAGCAGCAGACGCAGAUCUCUCAUAUCCAGAGCUCCAUGCUUCCCCAGGAGCAGCCCCAGACUCAGCCAGCUCAGCAGGGUUUGUUUCAGUCCCAAGUGUCGUUGGGCUCCAUCCAGUCCAGCUCCAUCCCUCAGAACCAACAAGGAGCCAUCUUCCAGCCUCAGCAUUCGAUUGUUGCUAUCCAGAGCAGCCCUCCAUCUCAGGAGCAGCAGCAGCAGCAGCAGCAGAACAUGAUGUUCAGCAAUCAAAAUGCAAUGAGUACAAUGGCCCCCCAAAAGCAGAACAUGAUUUUCAAUCCAAACCAAAACCCGGUCACCAAUCAGGAGCAACAGGGCCAGUCCAUUUUUCAUCCACAGUCCAACAUGGCCUCGAUGAAUCAGGAGCAGCAGCCCAUGCAAUUCCAGAGUCAGACCACAGUGUCUUCUCUCCAGAAUCCUGGCUCCAACCAGGCUGAAGCACAGCAGCCAACCAUCUUCCAUAACUCACCCCAGAUUCAGCUGGUCCAAGGGUCCCCAAGUUCUCAAGAGCAACAAGUCACCCUCUUCAUCUCCUCAGCUUCCAUGUCUGCCCUGCAGAACAGCAUGAGCCAGCCGGAGCUGCAGCAGUCCCCCAUGUACUCCUCCCAGAACAGCAUGGCAGGAAUGCCAGGAACUGCUUCUCCUCCCCAGCAGCAGGCUCCUCUGUUCCACAACACGGCGGGAGGUGCCAUCAACCAGCUGCAGAAUUCCCCUGCCUCAUCCCAGCAGACCUCGGGAAUAUUCCUGUUCGGCAUCCAGAACAACUGCGGGCAGCUGCUGCCCCCCGGGCCGGCGGCUCUGCCGGAGGAGCUGAUGGCCAUGGGGCAGCCCGGGCAGGCGCAGGGCGAGGCGCAGCCCGCCGUGCCCGCGCUCCUGUCCCAGCCGCUGCCCGAGACCCCCCCGCUGCCCUCGGCCAUGGCCACCAACCAGAACAUGGAGAAGAUCGACGAUCUGCUCGUGUCCUUGCAGAACCAGGGGAACAACAUGGCUGGCUCCUUCUAAUUAGGCAAGUGAAAUUCCAUGGAGAAAAAAAAAGCGACGAUUUCCCAGAUCCUCUCAGACCUUCCAACUCUGGAUUAGGCUGCGUGGAACCAAUUGCUUCUGUGGAAAAGUGGCCUCUUUAAGAGCACACGCGUGGCCAGUGGCAGACCUGAGGCCAUGACCAUGGAGUCUGGGCUCCACAGUGCCAAUAAUGCUGAGGAGUUAUGCUUUGUGUUACUGGGGCAUGGGGUUGGGCUGUUACUGGGUUCAUGAACCUCAUUACAGUGGGGGCUCUUGGAAUUUAAAGCAUAUCUGGUCAGUUAUUAUUGUUGUUGGAAGGUAAUCCAUGUUACCACGUUUACUCUUUCCUUGCUAUUCCUUCUUCCCAUAUCUUUUUUCCCUCGGGAAGCUCGUGCAGCAGAAACAGCAGCUGCCUCUGCCCCGAGCCGUGACUCAGCUGUCAGUCAGUGAAGGGAUCUCUCGAUUGACACGGAGUGGGAGAGCCAGACCCACCCUUAAUGAAUUGAAAGUAUUGAUAACUGUAAUAACCAAGCAGAGAAUUGCUGCUGUAAAUAACCAGUUCCCAUCUGAGAAUGGGAUUAACGGUUUUCCACAUCUGUGGAAGCUGGAGUUACGUAGAGCUGUAUAUAGAGCAAGGGUUUGGUGGCUCUACAAAAUGAAGAAAUGAAGGGGAACUUCCAGUUGAUCUUAAAAUCUUCUCUAAAACACCUUCUGCUUGAAAAGAACAUUCUGUGUGGCUGAGGAAGGGACUCCUUUGUGUCUCUCGUUCUGACUGAUGGGUUGGAGCUCUGUGAAGCCUCAUGAGCUGUUCCCAAACCAGCCUUCUCCCUUUUAUUCCUUCCAUGGUUUUCCUUCUCUCCCUCAGUUUUGUACUUUGUUUUUUUAAAAAAAAGACAUAAAUAUCCUACUGGCUUUAAAGCUAAAGAAACAGCUUUUAGGAAUCCUUGGCAGUAAAUUGCUUAGUCAGUAGAAGCUUUGACAAAUAAUCAAGGAGUAAGGAGAGAGGAAGCAAUUUCUCCACCACCUUCUAAUUGCAGGAAUCCCCCUUAACCCGCCACUUCCAGCUGUGACUGAUGGAAAUCUUCAGCUUGGCUUUACUCCAAGUAGGGGGCAAAUUGCAUCAUUUUUAAGCCUUCUUAAAAGGUCACUUCAUCCCAAGCUGUUGCAUCUUUGUAGCACAUGGAGCUCAUCGCAGUUCUGAAGUGAUUUUUCCUUUUCCUACCACCGAGCCCCAAGUCUGGUUUCUAGAUUGUCAUGUUUAAUUAAGGAAUAAAUCAUCGACUGAUGUUACCGAAUGUAAAAACAACCCACUCCAGACCGUGCAGGUGUAUUGUGAGGCUUGUGGAUUUUUUGGGUGCUUCAACUCUCCAGACAGUGUGUGAUCUCUCACUACAGCCUCGUUGAGAUCCGUGUUCCUCCCGCUGCCGCCGGAGCCGAGCCGCUCCCGCGGCGCCCGUUCCGCCUCGGUAGAGUGUAGCUGGUAUCACGUCAUUCUUCAUUUUUGUUAUUUGAAAUAACAAAGGAACAGUCUGUAAAUGGUUUUUUUUAAGUUCCUCGAGUCUGUUUACUGUGUGUUUUCCCCUUAACUCGUGUGCGUAGUUGAGCCGUGUAGUUUUCGUUGGUUUUCCUGGAUUUCCCCCGUUUGUUGGUCUGUCACGACGUUCACUUUCUCUUUCUGUCUCUCUCUUUCUCUCUCUCAUUGAGAGGCAUUGAAUUACGUUUUCAGUAGUAAGGCUUCUUGCCGAUAUGAAGGGAACUUUUCAGAAAGAGACCUGCUCUGGGUCAUUUAAUUUUGAAUACAGUUUUCAAUCGUUCAAGUUUUGGAUGGUUUAUAUCUAAUGUGUGUUUCAUUUUUUUGGAAAGCUAUAUUUUGUAUUUAGGAAAUGGUAUAACUAUUUUGCUAUUUGUACUGAGUGAGUACAUUGGCAUAAAUAUAAAAAUUUAUAUAUAUACAUAUAUAUAAAAUAUUCUUUUUGCCACACAUUUUUGUGGUAAAUUUGUGAGUUUGUCUGAUGUUCUACCACAACGUGGCGUCUGAUAACAGUGGGGUGGGGUGGGGUUUGUUAUGUCUUUAUUGAGUAUUUAAGUACUUUUUGCAACAUAAAUAACGUGUUCAUCUCUCGCCAUUCCAUCAGGCAGUGUUGGUCCAGCUGGCCACGAGAAGCUUCGCUCUGUGUUUGGUGUGUCCCUCACUCACAGCCUAGCCAGGAAACCCAGAGGCAUUUAGGAUUAUAUAAAAUAUGAAAUAUUGGGGUUUCCCUCAGAAUGAGCCAUUCAGCUUUUCUCCACUCUCAUUGCCUAUUUAAUAUUUUAUUAUUAGCGCCUCUGUGUUUUAACUCCUAAUUUAUGAUUAUGCUCAAACGUUGGAAAUUUUAAUCAGGACAGAAAGAAUUCCCUGCCUGCAUCAUGUCCAGAGCUGCUUUAACCCCGACCCAGACUUCUUCUUUCUGUAUUUUAUUUUUUUUCCCCUGCUAAGACAAAACAUUACCAACAUCUUGUAAUGGUUCACAACAUGAAAGCAGCAGCCCCCAGCAGUGCCCAGGUGCUGUGUGGGGCUGCUCAGGCUGAGAACAAUGGACCCAACAACGUCCAGAGCGCCGUGGAAGUCCAUAGGCACUCACUGGGAAAGGAACUGGUGGUGUUUGCAGGAUCUGUGUCCCAGGACGAGCUGCUGGGUGUCACCUGGGGCCGUCGGACACGGAAGGAGUGACAGGAAGGACGGAUUUGCUCGCGUGCUGCUUCAGUGUGCUCCUUGUUCCCAAGGGCUCUAUCCAUUUGUUGGUCAGUGCCAAGUCACCAGGGACCAAUUCUCCAUGGAACAGGAUGAGUGCCCGGAAGAGAACCUCAUCCCAAGCCUGCCACAGCUCCAGGGAAGGGUAUGUUUGAAUUGUGGGCGUGCUUGAGGUCACUCAUGAAGAGAAGAGAGAAAAAAACAUACACAAAAAACCAACCAAGGGCUGUGCUAUCCCAGUUUUCCCUUCUGGAAACACCUUCCUUUCCUCGUGUUAAAUUUACCUGUUCAUUUUAGGUCAAUGUUUAAAUGUACAACACUUUGAACAUGUGAUUUGGUUACAAAAAGUAUUUGUGUGACUGAAGAGGUCGCUCAGCGGUUGGUGCGUGCUCUUUGGCAGCAGCUCUGAGGGUGGAGGGGUUGGAUCAGCCCCAGAAGAGCUCAAGGACAGGCUGCAGGGUGUCAUGGCAGGGAGCACAGCCUGAGCCACGUCUGUGGCUGACCAGGGCCCUGAACAUUCACUUGUGGCAUUUUGAGCACUUGAGGUUGGGCAGCAGAGCUUCUCUAUGACCCCUGUGUUCCAGGAGCACAGGCAGCACUGGCAUCGUGUCUGGGCCCUUUGGGUGACAGCGAGGAUGCUGAGGUACCAGUCUGUGUCAGUCCAGCAUCCCUGGGGGUCCCAGAGCACCCGUUUGUGGGCACAGGUGAGAGCUGAGGGAGAUGGAGCUGCCAACCCCCCCGUGUCCCCUCAGCUUUUACCCUGAGUGUGCCCAGAGCCCACCCAGACACCACGGAGCCAACACUUAGUGCACAGUUUGAGCUGAACAUCUCCUCUGGCACGGAGUCACUGGUGCUUUAUGCUUAAUUAACAGUUGGUUUGGUAUUAAUUGCCUCCUCACUGCCUGGUCUUGCAGUAAGCCAAAUGCUUUGCUCUUAUUUUAACACAAAUCUAGUUCAAGAAAUAAUUCCAGGCUGUCUGUUCUGAAGUUGGUGUCCCCUCUCUGAUCAGUGAUGAUGAUUUCUUCUAAUCACUGACAGGGUGGCUGCUUCCCAUGUAAUUUUGAGGUAAAACAAGGCGUGAGCAGUCAAACAUAAUCUCAGCAGGUUUUUACUGGGCAGCUGUGUCAGUGGACAUUUUCCUCACUUGCAUAAGCUGAACGUUAGUUUUUAAAGUUUCCAUUGAUAUUUUGAUUUAGAAUCUAAUUUCUAAAAGGAAAAUACGUCUGAAUGGAUUUUUAUUUCUGUUUUGUUGUGCCUCUGCUUGGCUAACAGUUGGGUUCCUUUUCCAGGGCCAUUGUGGGAGAGCAGAGGGAGCACAGACAUGGAUCUGAGUGAGGGGAGCAGGAGAGAGGAGAGGGAGUUGCUUGGCAUGCUCCAAGCUGUAGGUGGAAGGCAGGAACAGGAAAUUCUGGUCACUGCUCACUGCUCAUUAGUGCAAAACUCAGUUUCAGGGAGUUGGGGGGUUUUGUGUUUAGGGGGGCUCAGGGUAGCACUGUUCUAUAGAAGCUAAAAGCACACAGCAGUGGGAUGCUGGGUUUGUUCUUUGUUUUAAUUUGGGCUGGUUUCAUUUUUUGUGGCAGCCCGUGAGCACUCUGUGUUCAUGCUCAGACCAGCUGUGCCAGCUGUGGUGCCACAGCACCGAGGGUCAGCAUUGGAAAUGGGGUAAAUGUGUUAGAAACAAGGAAAAAUGCAGCAGGGGGUGAACUCCUGCCAGAGGGAACUUGGGAAAUUCUCUAGGGGACUGGGGGAGGUCACACAAGAGGAGAGGCUUUUCCUCUCCCAGGCUGUAUAGGGAUGUAAAUAUGCACUGCCUGUAUAUUCUAGGAUUAUAUAUAUGUAUAUAGAGGAGUCAGAUUAUAUAUAAAUAAUAGUAGACACAGCAUUACAAUACUGUUAUAUUUACAUUUUUAUAAACAUGAAAUAAUACUCCUUUUCCUCAGUAGGAGGUUUUUGUAGUAACUCAUGAGUAGCUGUCUCACACCUCUCAGUCCUGGACGUGUGGUCCUGUUGGUGACAUGGCUCCAGAACUUGCUGUGCUUGGGAGCCUCGCUGGGAUCUGUGGCUUGCAAGCAGCUGUGGCCACUUUUGUAGUUUUAUAUCUUUUAGUUCAUACUUGCAGAUGUGGUUUAGGGUAGAAAUGACACCCAGGCUGAGGAUGGCUUCCUGCAGCCCUGAGCAUCCCUGGGCUUCCCCUGAGCUGUUUCCAUCCCAGUGUGGCAGCAGCUGGUGCAGACAGGGGUUGGUGGUGGCUGUGCUGCCCAGGGCUGGGCUGACACCAGCCCAGGUGUGGCAUGUGACUGUGUAGCACAAGGUCCCUGCUUCUGCUGGGUCAGGGAGGGGAAGCUCCUCUGCCAUUUCUCUUUAUUCCCAUGAGAGCAGGAGUCUGUAAACUGAUUUUUUUUAACUGAUUCAUUAGUGCAACAAUCAACAUCUAGAGAGCACCUUGAAAGCCAGUGAAGCUCCCCUUGAAUUCUGUCCGUGGGGAACCUGCCAUGACUCAUGCUGAUUUCUUUCUUGCAGGUUGUGUGAGGAAUUAAACCCUAAGAAUCAUAGAAUAUCCUGAGCUGGAAAGGACCCACACGGAUCCCCCAGUGCCCCCCCUGUCCCUGCCAGACCCCCACCAACCCCACCCUGGGCAUCCCUGGCAGCGCUGUCCAAACCCUCCUGGAGCUCUGGCAGCCCGGGGCCGUGCCCAUUCCCUGGGGAGCCUGGGCAGUGCCAGCACCCUCUGGGGAAGAACCUUGCCCUAAAAUCCAACCUAAACCUCCCUGGCACAGCUCCAGCCUUUAAAUCAGGUCAUAAAUUCAAUAAUGUGUAUUGUGUCCAACAUGACUUUCAAUUCCAAAUCCACUGGAAUUUGUCCUGAGUGGAUCAGUGUUAUCCUGGUACAGGCCUUCUUAAAUCACCUCCAUCACACUGAGAGCCAGUGUCCUCCUUUGUUCUCUUGGAGUUUGCAGAGCUGAGCUCUGCUUUUUCCAGGGAUCUGUCAUUUUUGCUGUUACACUUCAUUAAAUUGCCCAGUGACAUUCACUGUGUAGGGACAGGGCAAGGAACCCAGGGAUUCCCUGCUCAUUGACCCCUCUGUUCAGGUUCCAGCAGCCCUCUGUGACACAUUCCAGCUCCAGACCUGGGAUUAGGGAGGGGUCCUGUGUUCACUGGCAGGUAAAUGGCCUUGGCUUUGUUUUGGCCCUGGAGCUGCCCUGUGAACGGGAUCGGACCCGAGUGCCCUGGGCAGGACCAUGGCUGCCCCUUGGGAUAACGUGUCCAGGGGCAGGUUCCUGUUUGGAAGAGGCUCUCUGGGUCUUGCAGAGCUGGGAUCCCAUUCCAGUACCCUUAGCAGCCCCUGCAGCAUUCCUGAAGCUUUUUUAUUCUGGAUAGAAGGAGGCAAUUUGAAUUAUUUCCAUCUGAGCUGAUGCUGAGUUAAGCUCCAACCCCUUCAGAGACAGAGCAGAGCUCCAACCUCUGUCUCUUUCCCAGCACCUCAGGUGGGCUCUCCCCUGCCUGCCAGAUGUUCUGGGUGCACCCUCGACCGCUGAGCUGCCUCUUCUGUGUCCUGCAAUGUGAAAGUAGCACCAGAUACUCCUUCGUGCAGUUCUGUGUAUAUGGCUUUCGUAGGUGGGUUUUCCAAGCACUGAUUCCCGGUGUUUUCAGUUUGUCUAUGAGGGGAUAUUUUAUUUGCAUCUAUGUUUUUAGCUCUCCUGUGAUAACUUGUUGAAUAUUAAAAAAAAAAAAUAUUUUGCUUCUAUUGGGACAUUUGUAUACUCGCAACUAUAUUUCUGUAAACAGCUGCAGUCGAGAAUAAACGAUGAAAGUUUUCAUUUUA
Molecule: messenger RNA, 13826 nt
Organism: Haemorhous mexicanus (house finch)
Lineage: Eukaryota; Metazoa; Chordata; Aves; Passeriformes; Fringillidae
Gene: NFAT5
Product: nuclear factor of activated T cells 5
Exons: 13
Coding region: 3010-7272 (1420 amino acids)
Biological process (GO): cytokine production; calcineurin-NFAT signaling cascade; regulation of transcription by RNA polymerase II
Cellular component (GO): transcription regulator complex
Molecular function (GO): transcription factor binding; DNA-binding transcription factor activity, RNA polymerase II-specific; RNA polymerase II cis-regulatory region sequence-specific DNA binding
Source: RefSeq, a predicted model, not a curated record